Molecule: messenger RNA, 2766 nt
Organism: Orcinus orca (killer whale)
Lineage: Eukaryota; Metazoa; Chordata; Mammalia; Artiodactyla; Delphinidae
Product: TSC22 domain family protein 4
Exons: 6
Coding region: 939-2540 (533 amino acids)
Biological process (GO): response to osmotic stress; regulation of transcription by RNA polymerase II
Source: RefSeq, a predicted model, not a curated record
CGAGGAAGAGCUGAGCUGGGCUGGGGCCCAGCAGGUGUGGGGUUAAGGCAUCCUGUUCCGGGCCCCUGGAACAGCAGCCGCAGCGGCAACUGCACCAGCAGUGGCCGGGGCAGACCUGGCCCCGGGCCAGCUGGCUGGGAGCCCCAGGAGCGAGAAAGGGCGGAGGAAGGGGAGGAAGAGGGGAAAGAGGAGGAGGAGGAGGAGAGGAGCAGUCAGCAGGCCCGAGGAGGCAGGACUUCCUGGCGUGGGGGUUGUCAACAGCCCCGAAAGAGAAAGACCGAGAGGAGCGGAGGGAGACCCAGCGGUGCCACGCGGAAGGAGACUUGGGAGAGCCACUCGCCGCGACGACCACCGAGGCGGCUCCACCUGCAGGGUCGGGGGCUAAGGCGCCCCCUCCCGCAUCGGUCCGCAGACCCUUGGGGCUUCGGAGGCCGCGCCUGGGCUCCGCCAAGGAGGCGGGGGUUCCUUCUUUUCUGGACAGCAAACUUUCCGCGGAGAUGCCUUUCGGGGCGAGGUGCGGCCCCCGAAGAGGACCGGCCAGCCUCUAAUUGCCGCCUGCGCCCCCGAGCUGCUGGGGCCACGAGGCCCCGGGGAAGGGACAACCCAACAUCUUAGGCGGCCGGGACCCCCGGCCCAGUUCGGUGGCCGCGGCCGAGAGUUUGCAAACUCAGCUCUGGAGUUCGGCGGUGGCAGCGACAGCAGCAGGAAAAACCUGCCCCUGCCCCCCCAGCUCCCGCCACCUCCCCUACCCUGCUCUCCCUUCACCAACCAGGCACCCCCAGUUCCCGUAAGGCCCUCCUGCCAUGUCGGACCCAGACAUCCCCAGGGGCCCUGAUGUCCCCACCAUGUGGCCCCCCUGUUCCAGGGGUGCCUGAGCCCCUCGAAGAGCCACCACCGCCCCCCUGCCCACCUUGGCCCAGUCCUGAGCCCCAGGGACCAUGAGUGGGGGCAAGAAGAAGAGUAGUUUCCAAAUCACCAGCGUCACCACGGACUACGAGGGUCCGGGGAGCCCAGGGGGUCCAGAUCCCCCUGCCCUGCCGGCUCCCACUGGGCCCCCGCCCCGCGUGCCCAACGAGGAGCCCAACCCCGAGCCAGGGGGCAAGGGCACCCCCCGGAAUGGCUCCCCACCGCCUGGGGCCCCCGCCUCCCGUUUCCGGGUGGUGAAGCUGCCCCAAGGCCUGGGAGAGCCUUAUCGCCGAGGCCGUUGGACAUGUGUGGAUGUUUACGAGAGAGACCUGGAGCCCCCUAGCUUUGGCCGGCUCCUGGAAGGGAUUCGAGGGGCCUCAGGGGGCAAUGGGGGCAGGUCUUUGGAUUCCAGGUUGGAGCUGGCCAGCUUAGGCCUGGCCACCCCUACCCCACAGCCAGGCCUGUCUCAGGGCCCCACCUCCUGGCUCCGCCCGCCCCCCACCUUCCCUGGACCUCAGGCCCGCUCCUUCACCGGGGGGCUGGGCCAGCUGGCAGUGCCCGGCAAGGCCAAGUUGGAGACAACCCCCCUGUCAGCCUCCGCGCCCCAGCAGCGCCCCCCAGAGGCCGGGACGGGGGAUAGCGCGGGCACUUCCCGGGCUGCCACGCCCCUGCCCUCUUUGAGGGUAGAAGUGGAGGCAGGGGGCUCAACAGCAGGGACCCCUCCACUGUCGCGUACGAAGGAUGGAGCUCUGCGGCUGAGGAUGGAGUUGGUUGCUCCAGAGGAGAUGGGGCAGGUGCCCCCACUCGACUCUCGCCCCAGCUCCCCGGCCCUCUACUUCUUCCCCGAUGCCAGUCUGGUUCACAAGUCUCCAGACCCCUUUGGAACAGCGGCUGCCCAGAGCCUCAGCUUCGCCCGCUCCAUGCUGGCCAUCAGUGGCCACCUGGACAGUGAUGACGAUAGUGGCUCCGGAAGCCUGGUUGGCAUUGACAACAAGAUCGAACAAGCCAUGGUCUUCUUCUGGAAACACAAAGCUAAGUCAACCAUCGCAGAAUGCACUGACUCCAAGAAAAAUGAGUUGAAGGAGAAGGAGUUGGAGUUGAAGGAGUUGAAGGAGAAGGAGAAGGAGUUGAAGGAGAAUGAGUUGAAGGAGAAGACUUCCAAGGUGUCUGAGACUUUCAAGUUGGUUGAGUCCCCCAAGGAGGCUAAGGUCUCCAAGAUGGAUGUGUCCUCCAAGGCGGCUGACCCCUGCGUGUUGGCCAAGACCACCACGGACGGGGCUGCGGUGGAGGCGGGCCAUGGGCCGAGAUCACUGUUGCAGCUGCCCCGGACUGCCGUCAAAUCUGUCUCCACGCUCAUGGUCUCCGCCCUGCAGUCUGGCUGGCAGAUGUGCAGCUGGAAGUCAUCUGUGAGUUCUACCUCAGUCACCUCCCAAAUGAAGACCGGGUCCCCUUUGGAGUCGAGAGGGACUGAGAUGCUGCAGGAAGUGUACCUGGUGCUGUGGGCCGUUCGGAAACGACUGCAGCGGCUGGCCCGCAGGCAGGAGAGGCAGCGACGGCGCCACAUCCGGGCCCACAUCUGUCCCCAACCUGACCCAGUUCAGGGCUUGAGACAGGAUUCCCAGAGUCCCCUCUAGGGGGGAACCCCACAUCCUCAGAAAGCCCCCACCUCACUCUUAGGUAAGGUUGAUAGGAGAGGUUAGGGCAGCAGGCCAGGAGUUGUGGGUGAGGAGAAGUUUUCAAACCGUCACCUCUCAUCGGGAUCCCAAGGCCUGGCCUGGGGGCCCACGUACUCUCCUUCAUUCCUUUUAUUCAAUUUGUAAAAAAUUAUCAAAAUGUUGGGAAAUAAAUAUCGGAAAUUUC